Molecule: messenger RNA, 732 nt
Organism: Indicator indicator
Lineage: Eukaryota; Metazoa; Chordata; Aves; Piciformes; Indicatoridae
Gene: MRPL20
Product: mitochondrial ribosomal protein L20
Exons: 4
Coding region: 11-460 (149 amino acids)
Biological process (GO): ribosomal large subunit assembly; translation
Cellular component (GO): ribosome
Molecular function (GO): rRNA binding; structural constituent of ribosome
Source: RefSeq, a predicted model, not a curated record
GGCCGCGGAGAUGGUGCUGCUGAGCGCACCGCGCUGGAUCCGCAGCCGCCUCACCGACCGCUUCUGGAGGGUGCAGGAGGUGCUCAAGUAUGCGCGGCAUUUCCGUGGAAGGAAGAACCGCUGCUACAAGCUGGCUGUGCGCAGCGUCCGGAGAGCUUUCGUGAAGUCCACCAAGGCCAGAAGAGAGAAGAAGAGAUUCCUAAGAGCGCUCUGGAUCACUAGGAUUGAAGCAGCUUCUCUUGAACAUGGUUUGAAGUACCCAGCUUUCAUAAGCAAUCUGUUUAAGUCCCAGGUGGCACUGAACAGGAAGGUGAUUGCUGAUCUGGCUAUUUACGAGCCAAAGACAUUCAAGUCCCUGGCUGCCUUAGCCCAGAGGAGGAGACAAGAAGGCUUCCUUGCUGCCCUAGGAGAUGGAAAAGAGCCAGAGGGGAUAUUUUCACGUAUGGUUCACCACUAUUGAUGUUAGAAGAGCCUGUGGAUACCUGUUACCAACAGGACCUUGUACAGCAGCAUAAGCUCACUGCUGAGCACUGCUAAGAAGAGAAUCUUCAAAGAUGGUUCCAGAAGGAGGAUGGAGUGGGUCUGGGUGCAAGGCUUGCACCUAGGUGAUGUUUUCCCCUGUACUGCAACUGAAAUGUGCUGAGUUAGAAACCAUGGUUUGAAGUUAGCAGUGUUAAGUCAGGUCUGUAGAAGUUCUGUUGUUAAUGGCACACUGAGCGUGUUAAGAACUUA